Propithecus coquereli (Coquerel's sifaka) is the source of this 895-nucleotide messenger RNA. RefSeq names its product myelin-associated oligodendrocyte basic protein (gene MOBP). Gene Ontology annotation, cellular component: cortical actin cytoskeleton. Gene Ontology annotation, molecular function: actin binding; myosin binding. NCBI's taxonomy places the organism in Eukaryota, Metazoa, Chordata, Mammalia, Primates, Indriidae. The transcript has 6 exons. The record is from RefSeq and is a predicted model, not a curated record. Bases 288 to 749 code for a protein of 153 amino acids.
AAAAACACCUUGUGUAAUGAAAACCCAGGUCUAUAAUCUCUCCCUAUAUAUUCUGCAUGCAUUGAGCUAGCCUCAACCCCUCAGGGACCUGGUACAGACGUGGAACCUGUUUCACACAACAACUGCUAUUUGAAGGAAAGAAAAAAAGAAGCAAAUGAAACCAAGACACGCUCAUAAAGGAGAUCUAAUCAUCAGAUGUGUAUGGACGAAAAUACAGCUUGAAGGUGGGCCCACUACUCCUCCUGGGAGCCUUCCCUGGUCUGGCUUCUCACUCAGCUCACAGUAAGAUGAGUCAGAAAGCGGGGAAGGAGGGUCCCAGACUCUCCAAGAACCAGAGGCUCUCCGAGCACUUCAGCAUACACUGCUGCCCGCCGUUCACCUUCCUCAACUCCAAGCGGGAGAUUGUGGAUCGGAAAUACAGCAUCUGCAGGAGCGGCUGCUUCUACCAGAAGCAAGAGGAGGACUGGGUCUGCUGCGCCUGCCAGAAGACCAGACCCAGCCGCCGUGCAACGUCCCCUCAGAAGCCCAAGCAACCGCCAGCUGCGCCCCCCGCGGUGGUCAGAGCGCCAGCCAAGCCACGGUCCCCUCCGAGGUCCGAGCGUCAGCCACGCCCCCGCCCAGAGGUCCGACCACCACCAGCCAAGCAGCGCCCCCCUCAGAAGGCCAAGAAACAGCCGCGCAGCAGCCCCGGCAGAGGGCCAGGCGCCAGCCGUGGGGGGUCCCCCGUCAAAGCUUCUAGGUUCUGGUAACACCGUCUCUUCCCUUUUGUUCCCCCAGCCCUAAGGUUAGUAGCUGCUUCCUGUAUUUACUAACAUUGGGCUGUCUCAGUGGCCCUGUUUCAGUCUUACCAAACCUGUGUGAUCAAGUCCCUGCAUUAAAUCCCCUCUGGUUGAAA